GACACCCGUGUCGCGUAGGUGGCUCCCGGGAGCCCGUUUCCGAACGUACCGGAAUACGUUCGCGCGCUUUUCAAAAAUAGAAAAUGUUCGAGGCGUAGGCAAAAAAAUUUCUUUUUUAAAAUUAUUAACACACUUUUUUAAUUAUGGGGGAGCAAGCUUUUACUAUUUCUGAUGACAACAUCGAACAUCAUAUAGUGACAUUGUUCGAAAAAUUGGAGUGUUUACGGAAAGAUGGGCAUAGUGAGUCUGCUCUACCGGGUCGUGUGCCUGCCAGACUGGAAGUGCGGACCCUGUCGUUGUGGAAGGCCGUGGUGGCUGAGUGUGCCGCGUCGUUUCUGUACGUUUUCAUAGUGUGUGGGGCCGCCAGCGGCGCCGGAGUUGGGGCUUCCGCUUCAGCUGUGCUGCUGGCGACGGCGCUCGCUUCCGGCUGUGCCAUCGCUACGCUGACUCUAUGCUUCGUCAACAUUUCGGGCGCCCACGUCAACCCAGCAGUGACAGUGUCUCUCUGCGUGCGCCGGCGCGUGUCACCACUCCGCUCCGCUCUCUACAUCGCCGCGCAGUGCGGAGGAGCCAUCGCAGGCGCAGCCGCUAUUUACGGCGUUAGCGUGCCCGGCUACGCAGGGAGCCUCUCAGCGUCGCUGCCCGGCGGCGGGGCGGCGGCCUGGGAGCGGCUGGGGGCUGAAGUGGUGCUCUCCGGGCUGGUGUGCGCGGCGUACUUCGCAGCCAUGGAGCGCCGGUGGUCAGGCACCGCCCCCGCCAUGCUGGGAGUCGCCUACUGCGCGGCCAGUUUCGUUUCUAUGCCAUCCCUGAACCCUGCUCGGUCUCUCGGACCCUCGUUCGUCCUCUCCCGCUGGGACAGCCACUGGGUUUGCUGGGUGGGAGGCCUGGGCGGCGGAGUAGCCUGCGCGCUUCUCCACGAGUGGGGCACCCGUCGACCUCGAACCCACUCCAACUCCCGCGCGUCUUCGCCCCGAGAUCUAGACGAGCUGGACAAGCCAACGUUCCCGACUUCGCACCACCACUACCGGCACGCUCCCACGUACUGCGCGGCCUCAGCUCCUCGGCCAGACACCACGGAGCCCCUGUACUCGGGCACCAAGUCGCUGUACUGCCGCUCGCCGCCGCCGGCCAGGCACACGCUGCACAGGUCAGCUGAAGGAUCGACUUGUUGCACGUCCCAAUCAGUGUACAGCAAGAGUAGCGGCGCGGGCGCAGGCGGGCCGCUGGUGGCGGCUCAGUCGUUGCUGCUGCGACCUCCGCAACAUGCGCACACGCACGCACACCCGCAGCACGCACUCACACACAACCAGAACGCACACAACGCUCAGAGAGAGCCAACGUACGGGGCGGCUGUCAAUGGCAUCAGGCCGGGACCUGCUGGCGCAGCAGUAACCGAGCGCCGCGAGUCCGUGUACAGCGCGAGCGCCAGCGCCGCCAGCAGCAGCGCGGCGCGGCGCGGCGCCCUGCCCUCCGACGACAGCGCCUACGGCAGCGGCACCUACGCCCGCGCACCGUACAGGCCCGACCACUACUAGCGACGACCCUCGCAACACAAUAUUGCGUUGCUUUUUGACGUUUAAACGCGAUUUGUGUUGUGAAAUGUACACGUGCGCACGCACGGAAUAUUAUUGGACUACAAGGCGAUCCUGUCGGUCUUAAACAUCGUGAGAUUGAGCGACUCUAUGACAUUUUAACGAGAUUUGUGUUGUGAAGUGACUUCGAGUUCGAGUUCGGACGGUUGCGUAGGUCACUAGUUAGUUACUAGUAAGUAUUAUUUUUAUUGAACUAUUUUUUUUUUAAUUCCUUUACCUAUGUAUGCUUAUUUUUUUUUAUUAUUUGUUUUAUUUUUAUUUAGAAAGGUUCCAAUAUUCUUCGUAUAAUAUUUUUUUUAAUUCAAGAUAUUUUUUGUUUUGUUUUAUAAUUUUCAUUUUGCUCUUUCUUAAUUGAUUUGCCAUAAUUAAUUUUAGUGCCAUACUUUUAUGUCUUCAUAGAUAAGAUACACAGUUACUAAGACGAUAACGAACCAAAUAUUACUGACUAUAUCCUUAAUUAUUACUAGAUUAAGUUAAAUCUAAUGAUGUGUUUUAUUUAAGGCAGGUAAAUACAUAAGGCUUCCAACGAAAAGCAUAAUCUUUUGAAACUAAUAUCUUGUAUCAUAGAAAGAUAAGGUAUAAUACCAGGUAUAUAAGUUGAACCGUAAUUGAUCUUCGCAGGUGCACUAGCCAUACUUUCACCAUUCCAGUGAACAUGUGGAAAUUUAAAACAGGUCAACUUACGUGCCGGCAAAAUUCCGUGUGUAUGCACUUAACCAUGUUUCAAUAUUAGUUUGGAUUCCAAUAAGCAACUCCCAUCUGACGUGCCACAAUCUUGCAGGGGAAGGGUUGCGCAAGUCUGACAGGAUACACUUCGUUGUAAAACCCGAUUAUCGAAUCCAAGAUCAUGGUCAGGGGCGGAUUCCGUCUCCGCAGAGUUGAGGACAUAACCGGUAAUAACGUAAGUUGGAUAAUAAUCUUAAUAAUUUUUUUUUAAAUACCUCUGCAAAUUAAAAUUACGCUAAGUAGGAAAACUUACUUUUGAGUAAUCGAUACGAAUGUUAAAUUUUAUAUCAAUGUUGCCAUUUAAAAAAAAGUUAAAGAUUACUGUUGGUAGUGAAAUAUCCUUUAAUAGAUAAAUAAUUUAAACUCUCGAAAGACUUACUAGUAUAAGAAUAAAAUGUAAAUAUAAAAUAGUAUAAGAAAAAAAACUUUGAUCUGUAUUUUCCAAUUUCACUUAUCAUAAGAUAAAUUUAAACUUUCAAAUUGAUGAUAUCAUUAUUUAUCAUGUGGCCCUAGUUUUAGAAAAAAUGGAGGUGCCAUCAUGGUAUGUACUUUAUAAUGUAAAUCCAUGAUUUGAAAAUUCAAGACAUUGGUCGUUCAUACAAAAUGCAUCUAGACAAAUACAAUUCUGUAUGAAGAAUACCAGUAAAGAUACCUACAUAUACUAAAUCAAAAAAUGAUAAAUUGUUAAAACUCACUUAUUUAUAAGAAAGUAGCUAGAAUCUUUGGUACACACUUAGUUGAAUAAAUUUUAUAAACCUUAAAUUGGAUUAUUGCCCAAAUAUAUGUAUAUUUUUUUAAUUGAUUAAAUUCAAUAUUUUCCCCAGCAAAUUUGUUCAUUGUUAACACAUCAUAAAAAUGAGUUCAGUUGCGUAGUCAAAAUACUAAUUAUUUUUCCAGUGAAAUAUGUAAUUCAUUCUAAUACUUAUUAUUAAGUAAUAAAUGUUAC
Amyelois transitella is the source of this 3264-nucleotide messenger RNA. RefSeq names its product neurogenic protein big brain (gene bib). Gene Ontology annotation, cellular component: plasma membrane. Lineage: Eukaryota; Metazoa; Arthropoda; Insecta; Lepidoptera; Pyralidae. Gene Ontology annotation, biological process: transmembrane transport. The record is from RefSeq and is a predicted model, not a curated record. The transcript has 6 exons. Gene Ontology annotation, molecular function: water channel activity. The coding region runs from base 144 to 1535 and encodes 463 amino acids.